AUGGGCCGCACGCCGGCCUAUAUCUUUGUCGUCAGGCACGGCAACCGACUCGAUGCCGCCGACAAAAAAUGGCACCUCUCUUCUCCCACUCCUUACGAUCCUCCUCUUACAUACGGUGGCUGGCUCCAGUCAAGACAGGUCGGCAACCAGAUUUCAAACAUUCUCGAACAGGCCAAGAUCGAACAUGAAGCAUGUGGCAAGCGACGACGGUUCAAGGUGGUAGUCCACAGCUCGCCCUUCUUGCGAUGCGUCCAAACCUCCAUCGGAAUCAGCUCUGGUCUCGCCCAGACCCCUCCAGACUCGCCUCAUCGCCCUUCCGACAUAUUUGUUUCAGCAGCCGGCCCCCCAAAGCACUUUCGAUCGACCAUCUUGCGCCUUGACUCCUUUCUCGGAGAAUGGCUUUCCCCCGAAUACUUUGAAAUGAUUACUCCGCCGCCUGGCGCGGCGCUCAUGAUGGGUAGCGCAAAGGCCGAACUGCUGAGGCGCGAAGACUACAGCACACUGGUUUCGCCUCCUACGGUUUCCCAUACAAUUUCUCACAAGAGCUCAACUGCCUCUUUAUGGAACGGCUCACCCAGCGCAAGCCCGUCGAUUCGCCCGAUGCAGCCAACAUCAUCGUCUGCACCCGAGAUGGGCUCCACAGGUUCGGCCAUGGCAGCCGCGCUCUCUGGACAGCUCGCCAAUCAGCAAGACAAGAAGGGCUAUACUAUUCCCAAGCCCAACUACGCCAUCUCGAGUUCUGGAAGAAUCCCCGAGGGCUUUGUCGCACAUGCCCGGGAUGAAUGCGUGGUGGUUGAUUACCAAUGGGACUCGAUGAGGCCCAACUUGAAUUUUGGCGAUGGUGGUCAGUUUGGAGAAGAGUGGACGUCCAUGCACAAGAGAUUCCGACAAGGCCUCAAGAAGCUUGUCGACUGGUAUUCCACAACUGAGACGCCCGAUGAGAUGGUGACACGGUCUCCUGGCGGAAUGCAGAACGGCGUCGACAGCGACGCAUCUACCUCGGAGGACGAAGAGGUGGAGACUGUGGUCAUCCUCGUGUCGCACGGCGCUGGCUGCAAUGCCCUGAUCGGCGCCAUCACUCACCAGCCUGUCCUAAUGGACGUUGGAAUCGCUUCCAUCACUAUGGCGGCGCGGAAACAAGACGCAGACUACACUGCUCUGCUGGCCACGUCACAGCUCGAAAACCCCGACGGAGAGCCACACGUCUCACCUCAUCAAGUCUACGAUAUUCGCAUGUCUGCAAGCACCGACCACUUGCGAUCAACCACAUCAACUCCGAUCUCUUCUCGAUCGACCUCGGCCGAAGGAUUUCCCAUCUCUGCGAGCAACCGUGGGCGUGCCCCGAGCAUCAGUAGCACUGAUGGACCAGGACCACUCAUUGGCUCCUUUGUCUACUCAGACCCCAUUAUUCCAAAUGGGAGUCGCAGCACCUCAGCCAGCGCAGCUCUGGGAUCAUCGAUACGCCGAAGUUCGGCUUCCCAGCGGCCCUCAACGCGGACCCCGGCUCUAGCAGCGGGUGGGGCCGGGCCGAGGAGCAACUCGCCCGGCAUGGGCCCCUCGUUUGGCCUGUGGUCACCAGGACCAUCUUCACUCAGGCUAAUGGAUGAUGGCGGGGACGAUGAGUCUGAGAAGGAGGACUUUGACACCGUGUUGCCCAACUUUGGUCGCUUCAAGGAUGCAACCCACGAGAACAAGCAGGAUACUGCCCAGUCUUCGAACUUGGAGUUGGCCCUGACACCCACACUUUCCUUCUCUUCUCCUCUUCCACCACCAGCGUUCCCUGCUCUGGGUUCUUUUUCAUUUCCUUCUAGCGGGGACUCCACCCCCAAGAGCAAGCCUCGAGGGCCUAUACUGUCGGCCCCAAUUCGAAUCAAGACGGAUGUUAUCCACGACUUUGACAAGCCUGCCGAGGAGCUGACUAUUGGUCAGCUCGGUGACGGACUUGGCGGACUAUGGGGCCUUCCCCGGCCUCCUGGCGAGGCUGAACGAUUCCGUGAUAUGAGCCUUUCGAAACGACGCUGGACGACUACGGAGCGUGCUUGA
Messenger RNA from Fusarium vanettenii 77-13-4, 2043 nucleotides. RefSeq lists its product as uncharacterized. The record is from RefSeq and is a predicted model, not a curated record. The coding region runs from base 1 to 2043 and encodes 680 amino acids. The transcript has 3 exons. Lineage: Eukaryota; Fungi; Ascomycota; Sordariomycetes; Hypocreales; Nectriaceae.